CUCCCCCGCCGCUCGUCCUGCCCCACCAGCCGCGGCCCGCCCUCUACACCGUCCACGCCGUGGUCACCACCUCCGACCUGACCUUCGACCCCGCCGAGGUGGACUUUGGCCACUGCUCGGUGCGCGAGUCAGUCCGGACCGGCGUCCGUCUGUCCAACCGCUCCCUGCUGCCCCAGGACUACGGAUUCAUGGGCGUCCCCGAGUUCCUUGAGGUGCAGCCCAACGAUGGUUUCGGCACGCUGUUGCCCCUGGAGACGGUGGAUCUGGACCUAAUCUUCAGUGCGAGGAAGGCCAGGGAGUACAGGUUCACCUUGACCUGUAGGUCCGGAAUCAACAGGGAUUUCCCUCUGGCGUGCCGCGGCCUUGGGGUCCGGCCCCCCCUGGAGCUGUCCCACCACACGGUGCGCUUCGGGGCCACGGCCCUGGGGGACGGCGCCGUCGCCACGCUGCACCUCAGCCACCCGGGCUCCAAGGGGCCCCGGCUCUUCUCCUUCUCCCCGCCCCAGGAGGCUGAGAUCAGCGUGGUGCCCAGGGACGGCCGCCUGCUGCCUGGAGAGAAAUGCCUGCUCCAGGUGUCGUUCCAGCCCCGCCUGUCAGACCAGCAGAUCAGGGAGGAGGCGGCUCGCAUCGCCCACCGAGCCGUUCUCCUCCGCAGGCAGGAGCUGGAGAGGAGCCGGGCGGAGAAAGCACCGGGGCCCCAGGAGCUCCCAGCAGGUAAGAAUGGUAAGAAUGGGCCGCGGCCCUCAGCCAAAGCGGCUACCAGUGCUAAGACAAAAGUCAAGCAGAGUCCAAUCCCCGAACCCGAAGCCCUUGCAUCACCCAGGCCUGAAGACAUACAAGAGGGGUCUGAGGCCUACGAGGCCGGCCGGGCGGCGCUGCUCUACUCCUUCCCCGGCCGCCUGCGACGCUACGUGGUCCCGUGCUUCGUGUCGGACGGAGACCUCCCCGCGGACGACCCCCAGGCCCAGGCGGCGUGGAGUCCCCAGAAUACGCUUUUCUUGGAGCUGCAUUGUCCUGCUGUACAGCCCCCUCUAGUGGUCAUUUCAAACAACGGCCAGAACGCAAUCGACUUCCAGCAAGCGGCCUUGGGACAAAAGGUUGUCCAUAAGCUGACUAUUCAGAACAUCUCCAAGGAGUCUUUGGAUCUGAGGUCCUCCCUGCUGGACCCCGGGGGCCCCUUCCUCCUCCUCAACGCUCUGAGACGCCUCCCACCCGGAGGGAGGUUCCCGCUGCUGCUGGCCUUCUGCCCCGCCCUGGGCAAGAGGCACUGUGAGACCCUGGAGGUGAAGUGCCGGGGCAUGACCCUGGAGGUGACGCUGCGUGGGGAGGGGGUGGAGCCUCUGCUCACCUGCUGCUGCCCUGGCGGCCCCGCGGUCGGAGCCGGAUCCGGCGGUGGACCGCUGGACUUUGGCUACGUGCUGCAGAAGGAGGGCGCCGCCUCGCGGGUCCUGAAGCUGAAGAACCGUUCGUCCGUGGAGGUGUGCUACAGCGUCCUGCAGGCCAGCCUAGGGCCCCCUAGCACAGAGGACCGCCUGGCUGUCCUUCUCCAGGGGUACCCCGAAUCCCGGCCCAUCGUGGGCCCCCAGAACCACAGUGGGCUAUGUGUGUUCAGUGUGACGCCAGCAGGGGGUGCUGUCGGUGCGGGGGAGAGCCAGGACCUGACCGUCAGCUUCCAGCCGGACCACCCGUCCGUCCGCUACGCAGACAGACUGACGGUGGAGCUUUUCAACAAGACUGUAGUGUGUGAGCUGGACCUGAGGGGGGCCUGCGUCUCCAGCACCAUGUACCUCCACGGAGGAGACACUCUGGGCGGACCACCCCAAGACUACCUUCCACAGCCAGGACCCAGGAGUCCCCAACUCCCAGGUCCCAGCACCCCAGUCCUGCUGACCCUGAAGGCAGACCCCCACGCCGACCGGGGGCCCCAGCCCGCCGUCAGGGAGCUCACGGUGGGCUGCAUCCGCCAGGCCCAGCCCCUGAAGAAGAACGGAGAGUUCCACUGGGACGGUCUCACGGCCCUCCAGCAGAGAGGCUUCAGCAUCGAACCCAGCAGGGGGACAGUGGAACCGGGCCACACACGGGUCAUCACCGUCUCAUGGACUCCCCCUAGUGGACACAAGCCUUACGAAGUGGUGCAGGAGAGUGCGUCUCUCACGCUGAAGGGAGAUGAGACAGAGGUGUAUCAGGUCACCAUGCUGGCCUUGGCAUCCACAUCAGACUCCCCAGAAGCCAAUCAGGAGAGGGGUUAACCACACACUGACCAAUAGUAAGCGGCGACUUCAUCGUUUAAAUAGGACAACCAGCAUCUUCACAACCAGCCAAACCUUUAAAAAGAGAAACCACCAUUUAAAAUAAAUAAAUAAUAAUAAUCAAUAAAAAAUUUUUUACAAAGACAUGCAUAAUAUCACUGCAUGUUCAUAGCAUAUAUACAUAUAUAAUAAAUAUAUCUGUACAUAUUUUUUCCGGAAAUGUGUAAAACAAAGUCAAAUUUUCCAUGUCCAAACUACUAUGCUAAGAUAUUGUUUAAAUCUCUUUUUUCUCAGUUUUCUCUAUGAUUGCAUUGCUAGCCUUUGACAGUGAAAUAUUUGUCUAUAAGUCUCUAUGUAUAUAUCUAUGAUAAAGAUAGGAGUAAGAUGUUUUUUUAUUUUAGAAUACUUUAAUUUAUAAAGGUAUUUUCAAAAAUGUAUAUAUUUGAAAUAAAUUCCUAAAAAAAUGAUGUUGUAAAACUGGCUAGAUUAUUUACAUAAACAACUAUUUUAAUAUUUUGUAACAUAUGCUUCUUAUAGAUCUUCCUGGCUAUCAUGUGAAGACAUCGUAGGCAAUAUAUACAUUGAUUCCAUUUCUGUUUUUAUUUUUACAUAGACAUCAUUGUAGCGGCUGCUCUUCUCUGCUGGAAACUGGUGUUCAGCGUUUGUGUGUGUAUAGACCAUAUUUGACCAGCAGAUGGCGUAGUUGAGCGCAGUGAAAAUAAACUGUACAAGGAAGCUGCUGUUCUGUUCUUAAGGGUUUGUCAGCCACUGUGGAGGCUGGCGGUGCCCGUUGUGCUGCUUCUAGUGAGGUGAUUGUAUACACGUACAAAAGAGGUGAUGAAGAUUUAUUUAUGAAACGUGCCAACAUAAUAUCACCUAUAUAAUUGUGCCCAUUUACUGUGGUGGCCAGAAUCAAGUAAAAUAAGUAACUUUGAAAUAAAACAACUCGAUAUCUUCUCACUGGAAUAGUUUGAGGACCUUUCGGCCUCUAUAUUUCUUGGUUUGCAUAAGGAUCCUAGGUUCUUCCUUAACCAAUGUUGGACUAGUCAAAUGUAAUGAGUGUCUUGUUUACCUGCUCAAUGUACUCAAGAUAAACUGCAUUUUACCUUCUCAAGGAUAUUUACACAGUUCCCAUGGUCUGUGUUUGUUUUUUGAAUCAAUUAGCUAGUGUGUAGAGUGUUGAUUUAGUCAAACGCUAUACUCUUAGAACGCAGCACUUUGAUUCAUGUACAUAGAAAAAGGGUUAGGAGACAGUAUUCAUGGUUUUAAACUACUCCUCAAAAUAAAUUGAGUUAUCCCUGUCUUUCUCUUGAAGCUGCUGUAGGUAAAUUUUGAGAGUACAGAAAACAGCAAGACUUUCAACUUAAAAAAAUGUCCCCUCCCUCUCUCUCUUUUCUUUUCCAUCAUGUCUAUAUCAUAGUAAUUAGAACAACCAAAUCCACCUCUGAAGAGAUGUUCUACUCUGUUGUACACUGGCUAUCUUGAAAUAGUUAAUCUACUUUGGCUUUCUUUGAAUUAGCGGGAAGUUUAUCU
Molecule: messenger RNA, 3782 nt
Organism: Gadus macrocephalus (Pacific cod)
Lineage: Eukaryota; Metazoa; Chordata; Actinopteri; Gadiformes; Gadidae
Gene: cfap74
Product: cilia and flagella associated protein 74
Exons: 16
Coding region: 189-2249 (686 amino acids)
Source: RefSeq, a predicted model, not a curated record